GUAACUGCACCACGACUCUCAGAGCAAUUCCGGUGAAUCCGGGGUUGGAGUACCCACCUAGUUGGAGUGAUCUGCGGCGGAGAAUCCGAGCCUACUGAGUGAGAGCGGUCCUGGAACGAGGUUUACAGUCCCUGUCCUGUCGAUGACUGUCCACAACCUAUAUCUAUUUGACCGGAAUGGAAUGUGUCUGCACUACAGCGAGUGGCACCGCAAGAAGCAAGCGGGGAUCCCCAAGGAGGAGGAGUACAAGCUGAUGUACGGGAUGCUAUUCUCUAUCCGUUCGUUUGUCAGCAAGAUGUCCCCGCUAGACAUGAAGGACGGCUUCCUGGCCUUCCAAACUAGCCGUUACAAACUCCAUUACUACGAGACGCCCACUGGGAUCAAGGUUGUCAUGAAUACUGACUUAGGCGUGGGAUCCAUUCGAGAUGUGCUGCACCACAUCUACAGCGCGCUGUACGUGGAGCUGGUGGUGAAGAAUCCCCUAUGCCCACUGGGCCAAACUGUGCAAAGUGAACUUUUCCGCUCCCGGCUGGACUCUUAUGUCCGCUCUCUGCCGUUCUUCUCUGCCCGAGCGGGUUGAAGCGAGCUACUUAAUUCUUCAGGAGAAUCUGAACUGCCUGGGGCCCUUCCUAACUUGUGGCCCCCGCUGUAAGCCCCUCCGUCUACCCUCCUCGAAAGCAAAAGCCCGUCCUCCAUCCCGUCCCCUCCUCUUCACAAUGGAGUCCCUAUAUCUCCAACCCGUCCUUGCUGUCCUCUUUCCAGUUUUUAACCCUUAUAUGACUCCACGAGAAGCCCAGAAUAAACUUUUUGUCACCUUCUGCA
This is a messenger RNA of Marmota monax (woodchuck), 822 nucleotides long. RefSeq names its product trafficking protein particle complex subunit 1 (gene Trappc1). NCBI's taxonomy places the organism in Eukaryota, Metazoa, Chordata, Mammalia, Rodentia, Sciuridae. Gene Ontology annotation, biological process: endoplasmic reticulum to Golgi vesicle-mediated transport. The record is from RefSeq and is a predicted model, not a curated record. The coding region runs from base 143 to 580 and encodes 145 amino acids. The transcript is spliced from 4 exons. Gene Ontology annotation, cellular component: TRAPP complex.